AUGAGUACUACGACACAGAGAUGGCUACGACAAAACGUCAGCUCAUAUACUCACAAGGAUCGUGUCCUUCUUGACUUUGAUACUGCUCUCGACCGUUUCACAUCUCUACGUCCAAAGUCAGAUGUCUACACUUAUGAUGAUGGUCGAACUCAACUUCUACUAUGUCUGCAUGGCGUCUUACCAAUAUCCUUUCGAGGCGCUUCAUAUAAUAUCCCCAUCGCUGUUUGGGUCACAAAAGAGUAUCCCCGCCAGCCCCCAAUAGUGUAUGUUGUUCCAACACAGGACAUGCUCGUUAGACCGAGUAAGCACGUUGAUGUGAGUGGCCAAUGUAAAAUUGAAUAUAUCCAACACUGGGAAAAAAAGAGCGAGGCAUGUAAUCUAUCAGCUUUACUCGAAGCAUUGCAACAAGAGUUCUCCCGUGGUCCGCCAGUCUACGCCAAACCAAAAACAAUUACAGUUCCAAUCCCACCAUCGUCGCCGUCACCUUUACAGGAAUCUAGUGCCUCAUCACCUUCCCGCGUUGCCCUAGGCAAUGAUCGACCGGCGCUUCCACCAAAACCUAAUUCAUCAGCACAUUCACUAUUGUCACCGAAGCCUGCGAUAGUCGCAGCUCCCAUUGCUUCUCCUCAAUACUCUUCUACUGCGAAUUUGCUCAAUCGGCCACCACCGGCUCUACCCUCUGCUCAAUCACCCCAAAUCACAGGACCUCCAACUUACAGCCGCCCUUCCUAUCAGCACACGCUCAGAAACCAUAAUGACGGCACUGUACCUGUAGCAGGUCCCGCUCUGCCACCGGAUCAUGACAACCGCUGGUCCGUACCACUCGCUGGCCAAGCUAUAUCCGGUCAAUUGAAUCAAUCACGCGCCCCAAACACGCCAUCACCUCCAGUUCCUUCACAGCAUUUACAGGGGGCACCCAACUUGCGGCAGAGGCCGACUGCCAACCUCCUAGAUGAUGAAACUGCCGAUUCGUCACCUUCUGUGCUACAGGUUCCCACGGUAGCACCGCCACGACCACCGAACCCAGAGUUGCUCCGCCUGCAUGCGCAAGUACACGACAAGAUCGCGUCGGAGCUUGCUUCUCUCUCUCAUGUCAUGCUUCUGGACGGUGAACGUCUGCGAGCGCAGCAAACCGACCUUCUUACCGGAGAACCCGCAAUCCGGGAUGAGAUGGCGCGACUAGAAGCCGUGCGAGAUGUUUGUAAUAAUGUUUCUAGCAGACUGCGGAAUACUGUCGAUCAAGGGGAGCGUAACAUCGCUGAAUUGCGAAGGAAGGGAGAUCCAGAAGUCGAUGAAUUGAUCUGUUCCACAAGCAUAGUACAUAACCAGCUCAUCAACUUGGUCGCUGAAGAUAAUGCUAUAGAAGAUAGCAUCUAUCAUCUCCAUAGGGCUCUGAACACCGGACGUAUUGAUCUAGAACGUUUUUUGAGGAGUACGCGUGUACUCGCAGAAGAACAGUUUACAAAGAGGGCACUGAUAGAAAAGAUCCAGCAUGGGAUUCCAACGGCAUCCUACAGUUAA
Messenger RNA from Suillus fuscotomentosus, 1521 nucleotides. Its product is annotated as UEV-domain-containing protein. Bases 1 to 1521 code for a protein of 506 amino acids. Lineage: Eukaryota; Fungi; Basidiomycota; Agaricomycetes; Boletales; Suillaceae. The record is from RefSeq and is a predicted model, not a curated record. The transcript has 6 exons. Gene Ontology annotation, molecular function: ubiquitin binding. Gene Ontology annotation, biological process: protein modification process; protein transport; endosome to lysosome transport. Gene Ontology annotation, cellular component: ESCRT I complex.